AUGUUGGCCAACUCCUCAGCCAACACCUCUUCUACCAACAGCUCUGUUCUCCCGUGCCCCGACUACCGGCCCACCCACCGACUGCACAUGGUGGUCUACAGCCUGGUGCUGGCGGCCGGGCUACCCCUCAACGCGCUGGCCCUCUGGGUCUUCCUGCGCGCUCUGCGCGUGCACUCGGUGGUGAGCGUGUACAUGUGCAACCUGGCGGCCAGCGACCUGCUCUUCACCCUGUCGCUGCCCGUGCGCAUCUCCUACUACGCACUGCACCACUGGCCCUUCCCGGACCUCUUGUGCCAGACGGCGGGGGCCAUCUUCCAGAUGAACAUGUACGGCAGCUGCAUCUUCCUGACGCUCAUCAACGUGGACCGCUACGCCGCCAUCGUCCACCCGCUGCGGCUGCGCCACCUGCGGCGGCGCCGCGUGGCGCGGCUGCUGUGCCUCGGAGUGUGGGCGCUCAUCCUGGUGUGCGCCGUGCCCGCCGCCCGCGUGCACAGGCCCUCGGCCUGCAGCCACCGGGGCCUCGAGGUGCGCCUGUGCUUCGAGAGCUUCGGCGACCAGCUGUGGAAGGGCAGGCUGCUGCCGCUCGUGCUGCUGGCCGAGGCGCUGGGCUUCCUGCUGCCCCUGGUGGCCGUGCUCUAUUCGUCGGGCCGCGUCUUCUGGACGCUGGCGAGGCCCGACGCGUCGCGGACCCAGCGGCGGCGGAAGACCGUGCGCCUCCUGCUGGCCAACCUCGUCAUCUUCCUGCUGUGCUUCGUGCCCUACAACGCCACGCUGGCCGUCUACGGGCUGCUGCGGGGACACCUGCUGGUGGCCAGCCACGCGGCCCGCGACCGGGUGCGCCAGGUGCUGAUGGUGCUGGUGCUGCUGGCCGGCGCCAACUGCGUGCUGGACCCGCUCGUGUACUACUUCAGCGCCGAGGGGUUCCGCAACACCCUGCGCGGCCUGGGCACGCCGCUCCCGGCCAGGACCGUGGCCACCAACGGGGCUCGUGGCGCGCUCGCCGAACUGCGCGUGGAGGCCACGCACACCGCAGCGCCGGACGCUUCCAGUCAGGGGCUGCUCAGGCCCUCCGACCCCGGGACGCCCUUCACGCAGCGGCCCCAGGACUCGGCUCUCUGA
This is a messenger RNA of Cynocephalus volans (Philippine flying lemur), 1119 nucleotides long. RefSeq names its product lysophosphatidic acid receptor 5 (gene LPAR5). Gene Ontology annotation, molecular function: G protein-coupled receptor activity. NCBI's taxonomy places the organism in Eukaryota, Metazoa, Chordata, Mammalia, Dermoptera, Cynocephalidae. The transcript has a single exon. Gene Ontology annotation, cellular component: membrane. The coding region runs from base 1 to 1119 and encodes 372 amino acids. Gene Ontology annotation, biological process: G protein-coupled receptor signaling pathway; behavioral response to pain. The record is from RefSeq and is a predicted model, not a curated record.